AUGUGGUCGAAGGCAGUCAUCGCCUCGUUCAACGCCAUUCCUCAGAAUGCAUGUGACAGCGAUUAUUUUGGUCCCUACAACAAGCUUCUUCAUACACUCUUUCCUCCUGACAGUGAUUUCGCAGUCGGGCCCGUGUUCUUCCGGGAUUCCCGGCAGGCUCCUGUCACCGCCGUGUUCGAAAUCUAUCUGGUGGACAAACCGGUUUUAAUCCUGGAGUUGAGGGUUCCAAGCUAUCUCGAUCUUCCGUCAACGCGUCAGGUGGUGGAUGAGGAGAUCAGAAGUCGCAUGAACGGCAUGGUUUCUGCCUGCCCCUUAGAGACACUCCAUGCCAUCAGCGCGCUGGGCACGAAGUUGUGCUUUUACAGUCUCAAUACACGGAACAGGUCUGCACAGAUUGUGCCCGCCGCCAUCCCUCGCCACCCUACCGAGAUGAACGAUACUGCGCCUGCCGACCAUUGGAACUAUGACAUCUUGGAACCUGCUGGAGAAGAACGAUUGCGUCUCAUUGUAAAACAGAUCAUGGACGGGUGUGCGGCUCUUAAUGUGUAA
Messenger RNA from Pisolithus orientalis, 549 nucleotides. RefSeq lists its product as uncharacterized. The coding region runs from base 1 to 549 and encodes 182 amino acids. The transcript has 2 exons. The record is from RefSeq and is a predicted model, not a curated record. NCBI's taxonomy places the organism in Eukaryota, Fungi, Basidiomycota, Agaricomycetes, Boletales, Pisolithaceae.